Glycine soja is the source of this 1881-nucleotide messenger RNA. RefSeq names its product putative protein TPRXL. The record is from RefSeq and is a predicted model, not a curated record. The transcript has 2 exons. NCBI's taxonomy places the organism in Eukaryota, Viridiplantae, Streptophyta, Magnoliopsida, Fabales, Fabaceae. Bases 59 to 1123 code for a protein of 354 amino acids.
UGUUAUAUAUGCGUCUCCGCAGCAACCAAAGUGAAUCAAAACAUUGGUUGCAUUGACAAUGGCUUCCCUGGCCUGUGUCAACCACCUCCCUCCCUGGCUCUCCCCUCGCCCCGGAUCCGACCCCGAACCCGACUUCGAGUUCCCCUUAGACCCUCCCACCACCAUGCUCCCCGCCGACCAGCUCUUCUCCGACGGCAAACUCCUCCCUCUCCACCUCAAACCUCUUUCCACCACCACUCCUCAAACCCCCAAAUCACCUUCCUCCGCUUCCGUUAACACCGUCACCCCCCCCACCACCACCUCCUCCUCCUCCGCCGACCCCUACCUCUUCUCCCCCAAAGCCCCCCGCUGCUCCUCCCGCUGGAAAGACCUCCUCGGCCUCAAAAAACUCUACCAAACCACAAACAACACCAAAACCACACCUUCCUCAACCUCAGCCAAAUCCCUAAAAAUCCUCCUCCACCGCAAAACGACGUCGUCGUCUACCUCCUCCUUCUCCUCGGAAAACGCGCCUUUGUUAACCUCAAUUUCUUCCGACGCCGAAUCCCUCUCCAUCUCCUCCUCGCGCCUCUCUCUUUCCUCCUCCUCCUCAAGCCACGACCACGAUGACCUCCCUCGCCUAUCCCUCGAUUCCGAUAAACCUAACCCUAACCUUAGCCUUAACACUAAUCAGAUCUCACUCCACCGCAACCCUAACCCUAGAAUUCGCCUAGUCAAAAACCGCACGAACUCAUUCGACGCGAACAAGCACUCGUCGGACCAGCCUUCCCAGCUUUCCCGCCCGGGGAGGAGUCCGAUCCGGCGGGAAUCGGAAACGGUCACGUGCAGGGGAGUUUCCGUGGACAGCCCUAGAAUGAACUCUUCGGGGAAAAUAGUGUUUCAGAGCUUAGAACGAAGCUCGAGUAGUCCAAGCACUUUCAACGGUGGGCCCCGCUUCAAGCACCGCGGAAUGGAACGCUCUUAUUCCGCCAACGUUAGGGUUACGCCGGUGCUCAACGUCCCCGUCUGCUCCCUCCGUGGGGCAUCGAAAUCGGGUUUUAUCGGCUUCGGACAACUCUUCUCCUCGCCGCAGAAGAAAGAAGGAACAACAACGGGGAAAGGGCACAGGAGCAUUCGGAAUUGACGUAAAUACCCUUCUAUAAAGAAAGUAAAAAAAAGGGAAGAGAGGACGUGUUGUUAUUGAUUGAGGGGUUUUGGUUGGUUGAUUUAAUUUGAUUUUCUUAAGUUUUUUAACCUUUUUAGGUUAAUUUAUGUAAAUACAGCGAGGGUGGGGUUCGAUUUUUAGAUGCUGUUGUUUGAUGAUGAAUUUAUAAAAGAUCCAGUUACUUGUUUCUAACGUGGUUGAUUCAGGGUAUUUUUCUUACAGUGCUGUAUUAUUUUUUUUUAUUUGUUAAACUUAGUAUUUUAAUAAUGGUAAAAUGGAAAUGUGCUUUUUUUAUAUUAAAAUCAAAUAAAAUGUUUCGAGAUCUGUGGAGGAAUCAUGUUGAGCUUAUCAUGUGUGUCUGCUUGCGAGUUUUCUUUUAUUUUUUUGGGGGGUUUUGAGUAUUAUUUUUUACUGUGUUGUGAAUUGUUUUGGGAAAUGAUGCCAAAGAUUGAAACAGAGGCGCCAGCGCUGCUGAAUUACUAUUUGCACGUCAGUCUGAUCCCAAAACCUUCAUGGUUUGCAAUUAAUUAAUUAACCAAAGUUUUCAUUUUAGCUUAGUGACAAAUUAAUGUGUUUAUUUUUUUUUGUGUGUGUUGUGAUUUGUGAAUUGUUUUGGAAAAUGAUUACAAAGAUUGAAACAGAGGCGCUAGCGCUGCUGAAUUAUUAUUUGCACGUCAGUCUGAUCCCAAAACCUUCAUGGCAUUCAGUUAUUUAAUUGACCAAAAGUUUUUAUUUCA